AUGAUUUAGCCAGUGUUAAAACAUGACAUCGAACUACCUGCUACAAUUCCUAACUUGCUGCUGGAAAAACAUGCAAAUUUUUUACUUUCUUAUGGCACUGAUAAGGAUGAAUAUAUAUAUUGUAUGACAGAGCACAUGAGAAUGUCUGGAAUGUACUGGGGUUUAACAGCACUUGAUCUUAUGGGUAAACUUGAACAAACAAAUCGAAAUGAGGUGCUUGAAUUUAUUGCUCAAUGUCAAACAGAAAGUGGUGGUAUAGCUGCAAGUUUGCAACAUGAUCCACAUAUUCUCUAUACCUUGAGUGCAAUACAAAUACUUUGUAUCUAUGAUGCUUUAGACACUAUUGAUUUAGAAAAAGUGGUAAAAUAUGUAAAAGAAAGGCAGCAACCAGAUGGAAGUUUUACUGGUGACAUCUGGGGUGAAGUUGAUAUGAGAUUUUCUUUUUGUGCCGUAGCAACUUUAUCUCUUUUGAAUCGAUUGGAUGCAAUAGAUGUUGAUAAAGCAGUAGAAUUUGUAAUGAAAUGUAUGAAUUUUGAUGGUGGUUUUGGAUCAAAACCUGGGGCUGAAAGUCAUGCUGGUAUGAUUUACUGUUCAAUAGGACUUUUAUCGAUAACUGGUAAUCUUCAUUUAGUAGAUGCAGAUCAAUUAAGCUGGUGGCUUUGUGAAAGACAACUUUCAUCUGGAGGAUUAAAUGGUAGACCAGAAAAAUUACCUGAUGUUUGCUAUUCAUGGUGGGUUCUUUCUGCACUUACAAUUCUAGGACGCCUUCAUUGGGUUAAUAAAGAGCAAUUGGUAAAGUUUAUACUUGCAUGUCAAGACACAGAAUCAGGAGGAUUUAGUGAUCGUCCAGGAGAUGUUGCUGAUCCAUUCCACACUCUUUUUGGCUUGACUGCACUUUCUCUUUUAAACGCUGAUUAUCCACUAAAAAAGAUUAAUCCAACAUACUGCAUGCCUGAAUAUGUAAUUCAAAGGUUACAUCUAAAACCUUCAAGACUCGACCAAAACAAUUGACAUUUGAUGAAAGAAAAUUAACUUUUUACUAAACCCAGAUAUUUAUGAAUA
Habropoda laboriosa is the source of this 1062-nucleotide messenger RNA. It is a transcript of the gene betaggt-II, whose product is annotated as geranylgeranyl transferase type-2 subunit beta. The transcript is spliced from 5 exons. Gene Ontology annotation, cellular component: Rab-protein geranylgeranyltransferase complex. Gene Ontology annotation, biological process: protein geranylgeranylation. Gene Ontology annotation, molecular function: Rab geranylgeranyltransferase activity. NCBI's taxonomy places the organism in Eukaryota, Metazoa, Arthropoda, Insecta, Hymenoptera, Apidae. The record is from RefSeq and is a predicted model, not a curated record.